Molecule: messenger RNA, 3504 nt
Organism: Meyerozyma guilliermondii ATCC 6260
Lineage: Eukaryota; Fungi; Ascomycota; Pichiomycetes; Serinales; Debaryomycetaceae
Gene: AFL1
Product: inositol polyphosphate kinase
Exons: 1
Coding region: 1-3504 (1167 amino acids)
Biological process (GO): inositol phosphate biosynthetic process; inositol metabolic process
Cellular component (GO): cytosol
Molecular function (GO): diphosphoinositol pentakisphosphate kinase activity; 5-diphosphoinositol pentakisphosphate 1-kinase activity; inositol hexakisphosphate kinase activity
Source: RefSeq, a predicted model, not a curated record
AUGUGCGAAGAUUCAUCGCCAACUUGCAAUUGCAUCAUGACAAGGUCUUCGACGCCCAUUCCUGUGCCAGGAACUGACGCGGUCUCGCGAGACGGAGCCGUACCAGCACCCGUAUCACCAUUGUCAUUGUCUUCUCAGGAAGCGCCAACUGAAUUCUUGGGCUCACCGUCUCCCAGCGAUGACCACGCACCAACUGAAAAAGCCAUGGCAUCUAUUGCGCCAAUGUUAGAAAGUUUCAAGCCGAAGACAAGCGCCCAAGAGAACGAGGAUGGAGUGUCAUCCAAACUCAGCAGCUCUGUACAAUCUUCGUCGCCGAUUGAGACCAACGAUAAACUCACAGCCGACAAUUUGGCAUUUGCUGAAACUCUCAAGUCUCGCCAUGCAUCUCGCAAAAAUUCCACAGCCUCUACGGGCACGCUGUUCGAUGGACUUCCCAGAAUCACGCCUUCCAUUUCCAAUUCGUCCAACACCUCGAGGAAAUCGGUCUCUGUACAUCGAGAACCCGAGGGUCCCAAACUCACUAAAGUGGGAAAAAUCGGCGUUUGUGCCAUGGAUUCUAAAGUCAUGUCAAAACCUUGUAGAAGGAUCUUGAAUCGCCUUAUUGAGAACGGCGAAUUUGAGACCAUCAUCUUCGGAGACAAGGUAAUCCUUGAUGAAUCUAUCGAAAACUGGCCCACGUGUGAUUUCCUCAUCAGUUUCUUCUCUACUGGGUUCCCCUUAGACAAGGCAAUCGAGUACGCCAAAUACAGAAAGCCCUAUAUUAUCAAUGAUCUCAUUUUGCAAAAGACUUUGUGGGAUAGAAGAUUGGUUCUCACGAUUUUGAAUCAUGCCAAGGUUCCAACCCCAGAAAGACUUGAGAUCAGCAGAGACGGGGGUCCUAGAAUCGACGCAAUUUUAGCUGAAAAAUUGAAAGAGGUUGGUUUCAGUGAGUCGGUAAUUCAUGACAUGACUCACCAAGAAGAGCCUAAGUGGGAGAUGGUUGACGACGAUACUCUCAAGGUGGGUGACAAGAUUAUGAAGAAGCCUUUUGUGGAAAAGCCCGUUGACGGAGAAGACCACAAUGUCUAUAUAUACUACCCCAAGUCUACUGGCGGAGGAGGUAGAAGGCUUUUCCGUAAGAUUGGAAACAAGUCCUCAGAAUUCGAUCCUGACUUGAAUACUCCCCGUACUGAGGGAUCCUUCAUCUACGAGCGUUUCAUGGAUACUGAUAACUUCGAAGACGUCAAGGCAUAUACCGUAGGUAAGGACUUUUGUCAUGCUGAAACGAGAAAGUCACCUGUGGUAGAUGGUAUUGUAAGGCGUAAUACCCACGGUAAGGAAAUAAGGUACAUCACCGAGCUCUCGAAAGAAGAAAAGUUAAUGGCUAGAAAUGUCAGCACUAUAUUCCAACAAACUAUUUGUGGCUUUGACUUGCUUCGCGUUGAUGGCAAGUCAUAUGUUAUUGAUGUAAACGGCUUCUCGUUUGUGAAGGAUAAUAAUGACUACUAUGAUUCAUGUUCAUCGAUUUUGAGAGAUCUUUUCAUUCAAGCCAAGAAAUCCCGUGAUUUAUUGAAGACCCGUAUUCCACCUCUGUCUAAAUUGCUCCACAAGAGUCAGUUUGAGGAAAAAGAGCAGAAGUGGGUGUUCAAAGGAAUGGUAUCUGUUAUUCGUCACGCAGACCGUACGCCAAAGCAAAAAUUCAAGUAUUCUUUUCGGUCCCCACUCUUUAUCUCUCUUUUGAAGGGACAUAAGGAAGAGGUUAUCAUUCGAGCAGUUCCUGACUUGCAAGUGGUCUUAGAGACUGUCAAAAUCGCGGAGGAGAAAGAAUUGGAAGAUCUCAAUAAAUUAGCACAAUUGAGAGGGGCUUUAGAAAAGAAGAUGAACUUCCCCGGAACGAAGAUUCAAAUAAAGCCAUCUUUAGGAGGGGAAAACGCAGAUGUUGUUGAAAAGGUGCAAUUGAUUUUGAAAUGGGGAGGUGAACCCACCCAUUCUGCAAGAUAUCAGGCCACAGACGUAGGAGAGCAACUUCGUCAGAACAUCAAGUUGUUGAAUGCUGAAGCGUUGAAGGAUGUUAAGGUCUUCACCUCUUCAGAAAGAAGAGUAAUAGCUAGUGCCCAUCUCUCAACAUUGGCACUCUUGGGGUACAACAAGGAUGAAAGUUUGCCUGAUGAUCUUUUAAUCAUUCGGAAAGAUUUAUUGGAUGAUUCAAAUGCUGCUAAAGAUUUGAUGGAUAAGGUGAAAAAGAAGUUGAAGCCUCUUCUUCGUCAGGGUGCGGAGGCUCCACCUCAAUUUACUUGGCCACCAAAAAUGCCACAACCUUUUGUGGUCAUCAAGAGAGUGUGUGAAUUGAUGAACUUCCAUAGACAGAUCAUGCUGUACAAUUUUGAAAAGUAUAACGUUGAUGAGUUUCAAGACAACUGGUGCUGUGGAGAAGACCCUUCGUUGUUCCGCGAAAGGUGGGACAAAUUAUUCCAGGAAUUCUUAACGGUAGAGAAGACCCAUCCUUCCAAGAUAUCUGAACUAUACGACACCAUGAAGUACGACGCCUUACACAACAGACAUUUUUUGCAAAAGAUUUUUUCGUUUGAUCCCAAUGAUCAGGACCUUUUGAAUCGCUUGAAAGAAACUUGCGCUGAUACAAUCAACUCUUCCGGCUUGGUCAGUGAAUAUCCUAUUAACAUUCUUGCCAUGAACAAUUUCAGGCUCCCAAGCGAGCAUAAUGGUACCGUAUCAGGCGUCACUAGUACGGCAAAUUCGAAUUCGAAUUCAAGCAAUAACUUGUUGAACAUCACAUCUUCCAAUGCACCAGCAUCGGCGGGGUCUUUGGGUUGGGUACUUAAGGGAGCCACUGCAACUAUCAAUGACUCUUGCUCCAAUAACGAAUCUAACACAAAGAAGCACGGGUCAAGUCCUAAUGCAGAAGAUAAUCCCUUUGACCAUCCAACUUUUGCUCGAUUGAGGGAGUUGUACAGAUUGUCGAAGGUUUUAUUCGACUUCAUCUGUCCUCAGGAAUAUGGAAUCAAAGACGAAGAAAAGCUCGAUAUUGGAUUGCUUACAUCUUUGCCUCUUGCUAAACAAAUUGUUUCUGAUAUUAGGAACAUGCGUGGUCAUGAAAGUGCAGCAGUGGUGAAUUAUUUCACAAAGGAGUCACACAUUUACACUCUCCUCAAUGUUCUCUAUGAGUCUCAAAUUCCAAUGAAGAUUGCCAGAAAUGCAUUGCCAGAGCUUGACUACUUAUCUCAAAUUGUUUUUGAGUUAUACGAAGCCGACGACCCCAAUAGCGCUUCGGGUAAGAAGCACUCAAUUCGUUUGUCUCUCUCUCCCGGCUGCCAUACACAAGAUCCUCUUGACGUCCAGCUUGAUGAUGACCACUAUAUUGGCUGCAUUCCACGGAUAAGUUUAACCAGACAUUUGGACAUUGAUUUGGUAACCCAAAGAUUGAAGUCUCGCUUCACUCGUGUCUCCUUACCAAAAAAGUUUACACCUGUUAAUAUAUCGAGUCCUCUUACAUCGGGGCUUGGAUAA